This is a messenger RNA of Ooceraea biroi (clonal raider ant), 2759 nucleotides long. RefSeq names its product phosphatidylinositol transfer protein vib (gene vib). Lineage: Eukaryota; Metazoa; Arthropoda; Insecta; Hymenoptera; Formicidae. Gene Ontology annotation, biological process: phospholipid transport. The record is from RefSeq and is a predicted model, not a curated record. Gene Ontology annotation, molecular function: phosphatidylcholine binding; phosphatidylinositol binding; phosphatidylinositol transfer activity. Gene Ontology annotation, cellular component: cytoplasm.
GGAGCGGACCCGCGGUGCGGCCAGUGGCGGCCCAGAGUGUGUCAGUCGGUUGGCAAGUCUCGCGGCAUUGCUCCGUCGCGUUGCGCGUGCAUGACUUCACGACGGUGGGCCGAUAGCGGACGACGAUAACGCGCGUAGUGCAUUCGCUGUAGCCGACGAGGGUGCGGUAGAGUGGUGGUGGUGGUGGUGGCGGCAGUGGUGGUGUGCUGUUGCUGCUUCUCGUCGUCGUCGUCAUCGUCGGCGGUGGUCGAGCCUGAUCGCGCACUGCUGGUCCAUGUGCUCUGCUGACUAAAAUGCUCAUCAAGGAAUUCCGUGUCACUCUGCCCCUCACAGUGGAAGAGUAUCAAGUAGCUCAACUGUAUUCGGUAGCAGAGGCCAGUAAGAAUAACACAGGUGGCGGCGAAGGUAUCGAAGUACUGAAGAAUGAACCGUUCACGGAUUACCCACUGCUCGGUGGAAAGUAUUCGUCAGGCCAAUACACAUAUAAGAUUUAUCACUUAGCUAGUAAAGUGCCUGCUUUCAUCCGCAUUUUACUGCCAAAGAACUCGCUGGAGAUCCACGAGGAAGCUUGGAACGCUUAUCCUUACUGCAAAACAGUUAUAACUAAUCCGGGCUACAUGAAGGAUAACUUUAUGAUCAUGAUAGAAUCCUUUCAUAUCGGCGACGAAGGCAAUCAGCAUAACGUCCACGAAUUGCCGCCCGACAAGCUCAAGAUCAGGGAGGUGGUGCACAUAGACAUCGCGAACGAUUCGAUUGCCAGUGCCGACUACAAGGAGGACGAGGACCCGACUAAAUUCAAGUCCCAGAAGACGGGACGGGGCCCGCUCGUGGGGAAGGACUGGAAGCACCACGUUCAGCCUGUGAUGACGUGCUACAAGCUAGUCACUUGUGAAUUCAAAUGGUUCGGUCUGCAGACCCGCGUCGAGGGAUUCAUACAGAAGGCGGAGCGGCGCCUGUUCACGAAUUUUCAUAGACAAGUGUUCUGCUGGAUAGAUCGCUGGCAUGGUCUAACCAUGGAGGAUAUUAGAGCAAUUGAAGACAAUACGAAAGAGGAACUAGACAGGCAAAGACAUCAAGGAGAAGUACGGGGUAUGCGCGCUGACGAUUGAGGCUUCAAUAGCUUCUAUUACGAACGGUUAAAUCAAUUUCCUUAUACAUGUCAAUACAAAUACAUACGCAUACCUAAAGAUGUACACCCUGUUAAGCUCUGUCAUAGACGAUUCCACUGGAUUCGGACGAUUCUUGGAGUUUACGUGUCUAGAUUCAGUGUCUAUUACAAAUUACUUACGAUUUUAAUUUAUUUUACAUUUACAAGCGUUUUAGAUAAAUGUAUCUACAGUCAAAGAUUAUAUAAUGUAGCUAUUAUUAAACAGAAAAAAAAAGAAGAGAGAAACGGAGGGAAUCAGAGUGAUCUCUGAUUCUCCGCCGGUGCAUAAUUACGAAGAAAGAGAAUCUGGUUUCGCGCGAGAAAACCAUUAUAGAUGAGUUAUGAUUACUUAAGGGCAGUUCGUAGUUCGAUAAUAAUAGUAUUGGAGUUCAUUAAACGGGCGACAAAAUGCUUGCUGCAAAGUAUAUAUUAAAAGAAAAACAAAAAAAACGAUACGCGAGGGAAAUAAUGUGAUUUAACAUUGCAAGUGUUUGAUCGUAGUUGAAAGUAGUUGAAGAGGAAAAAUCCACAGUUUAAUAUAUAUUAAUGUACAAUUGAAGAUCUCUAAAUGUUCCAUAUUAACGAUCCGUGUUUCGGUCCGAAACUAUCAAGCCAUUACUUCAGCCGCAGGUGUGCGCGCUGUAAUUGUUCGCGUGUUUUCGAACGAGAGAGUAAUGAGAGUAUUUUCUCAAUUCCUGCGAAAGUGUAUGUGUGCGAUCAGGGGGAACUCGACCCGAAAAAAUGUUCCAAGAGUCUUACAAAUGUAUAAUCUAUAUAGUUACUCCGGCGUCCUACGAUCACGAAGCAAGGUACUACGUUAAAAGGUCCCAGCUUGAAAUGAUCUUCUGUUCUUUCCGUUCGACGAGCACUAGACACAAGAGACAUGUAUUUAUCCCGUAGAAACAAAAUUAGGACCAAGCUGUUGGAUAUCUUUUUUUUAUUAUACUGCGACGCUAACGGUAACGCAAUUAAUAUAUUAUAAAAUACCCUAAAUUGUUUCGUGGAGAAUAGGAGAGGCGAUGUAUUCUAUGUAAAGUGCUCACACCGAUAUACAUAACACGUAACACGACUGUAGAAGCAAAGAGAGCUCUUUAGGCUAUUUCAAUAUUGGUGACAGUGGGUAAACGGCGGAGGGGUGCGUUAUUGUAUAUAAAAAAAAAAGGAAAAAUGAGGCAUAUAUAUACAUACACAAUGAAAUUUAAAUUCAGAUUAUACGACACUGUGAUGUUUCUUUGCAUUCCACUGGAGAUCUCUAAGCAUAACCAAUGAAGUAUUCUGGGGGAUGCUGCUCGUAACCCAUUAUGGACCGUACGAUUAUUCCUCGAUUUAUAGUUUUCUCUCUUCUAGAGAUGCGUUUUAUCUAUAUAUUGAAAAAGAAUAUCGCGACGAAGGAUAAAUGUGUGUAACGGGCUGAACGAAUACGGAAUGGCUGUAUGCAAUCUUCGGGAACCUGUUUUAAGAGAAUGAUUAUUUAUAUUGUAUUUAUCGCCGCGCUUGAGUGAACGCGAAUUCCGAGACAAGUGGAAAUCGAUGUCUUUUAAUGGGUUCAGCAACGUGUGGUCGCAGCAGCAGCAGCGUUCUCUCAUCUAGGGAUAGGAAAUCUCUAAUUAAA